This is a messenger RNA of Periophthalmus magnuspinnatus, 4732 nucleotides long. Its product is annotated as solute carrier family 66 member 2. The transcript has 5 exons. Gene Ontology annotation, cellular component: trans-Golgi network; endosome. Gene Ontology annotation, biological process: phospholipid translocation; retrograde transport, endosome to Golgi. Bases 334 to 1071 code for a protein of 245 amino acids. Lineage: Eukaryota; Metazoa; Chordata; Actinopteri; Gobiiformes; Gobiidae. The record is from RefSeq and is a predicted model, not a curated record.
GAGAUCAGCGCAGCAACGCAAAGCAGUGUGGAUUGUGGAGUUCUGAGGCACUGAGCGCUAACACUACUGUUUUCUAACGAUACUGGAUCUUUGUUUCAAAUCAGUCGGUGCAAGUUCCUCUCGCUGCUGAGCAGCGCAAACUGCACCACCAGUAACUCAUAAGAUUAGCGCAAACUUUACGAGGUUCCUGAUGGUGGUGUACGCAUCUGUGCGUGAGAGACGCCUACUGUGCUCGCCAGGGUUUUCUAAGAACAUGUUAGGAUCUGAAAGUUGAAUGUCCCCAGGACAGGAGAAAAACAAGAUUCCCACCGCGGCCCCCACAUUUUAAGACUCAUGAUGGAUGCUGGUGUGGGCUUGCAGGAGGAGGAUGUGGAGGAGUCCUGGACAAUGCUGUCAUGGUUCGCCUCUUCUCUUAUGGUGUUUGGAGGAGCCCUGCCUUAUGUGCCCCAGUACCAGGAGAUCCAGAGGUCCAGCAACACUGAGGGCUUCUCCACCAGAGUGUGUUUAGUGCUCCUCAUAGCCAAUAUUCUACGCAUUUUCUUCUGGAUUGGAAAGCAGUUUGAGCUGACCCUGCUUCUUCAAAGUGUUGUGAUGAUCCUGACCAUGUUUGCCAUGCUCCACCUCUGCUGCGCCGUCCAAAGCACCAACCGAGUGAGCACAAAACAGCACAGACUUUCAGAACUGGACCUGAACUACUUUUGGAAGUGGAGCCUGUUUGAGGACUACCUGCUGUUCUGUUUUGGCUUCACGGUGCUGUGUGCGGUGGUCACUCUGCUGCUGCUGGACUCUGCCGUCUUUGUGGAGACACUGGGGUCCCUGGCUCUCCUGUUUGAGGCUAUGCUCGGACUGCCGCAGCUUCUACAGAACUUCAGCAACCGCUCCACUAAGGGCAUGAGUGUGAAGAUGGUCUUGCUGUGGACCGCUGGUGAUGUAUUCAAAACCACCUACUUCGUCCUGAACAGCAGCCCGGCUCAGUUCUGGGUUUGCGGCUCUGCUCAGAUCCUCAUCGACGUCGCCAUUCUCUUCCAAGUGCUGCUUUACAACCAAGACACACGGAUCAAACUGGGAUAAACACUAUAGUGUAACAGGGAUAUAAGCAACCAAGCCUAUCCAUGUGCCUUUAUCAACCAAAUACCUUUUUUUUAGCCCUUUAACUACUGAAUGUGUUGCACAAAAAUUGCGGUGACACCAAAAUGAGCCUUGCCCGCUCUGACAUGAGCAAAAGCCUUAUUAGAACAUUUUAUUACAUACAACUGCAUAAUAUUAGGAAGAAAAAAAAGGAUUUGUGAUGGAGUAUGAUCGCGUAAUCUUAUAGGAUGAGAUUGUUUUAAAUUUAUCAGAAUAACGUGAUGUAAUCCAAAGCCUAUUCAUUUAUUGUAAAGUCAAAAACACUUGAAUCAGCCUCUUACUGUCACUGAAGUGCGCAGUGUAGGUUAAGUGUUUUACCCAGAGACACAAUGAGAAUAUGCACAUAACGCACAUAAGCUUCAAACUAGUGACCGCUCUUAUUCUUUUUUUUAUGUGAAUAGACCAACGGACAACCCAGUACUACACCACUGAUUAUUAAGCACGUUUUAAAGCAGACAUACACUAAAUCUAAGACUGUUACAAAAUCAUGCUAUGUGUUAUCUGUGAUGGCGGCUUCUAUUAUGAUCAUCUCUGUAACACUAGGACUCCUGCUGUAAAGGCUGGAACUGAACCUACGACGACUGGCUGCUUGAUGGAUACAGAAGUCUCCCACUCCUCUCUCCACGUCUCACUGGAUUCCUCUCAGAAUAUAUAAUGCAUGCGUGUGUGUAUUGAUUUUCGCCUUCGGCUCUUGAGAGCGCUGGUCAAGGCCGUGCUAUACCAGGUAAUGGUGACUACUCACUCCAUCAAUCUGUAUCAUGAUGGUGCUUUGUGGCUCGACUGACAAUCAAGGAAAGACAAAGAAUCAUGUACCAAAAAACUUGAGAACUGUUACCUCAGUGUAGGGCUGGGCCGAUAUGGUGAUAAGAAAAAUCGAUCCGUGAUCUCAUUCCUGUGACAAUCUGAUGUUUUGGGGAACUUGUCAUGUCUUGAUUCACCAUUUCUCUGGGCUCAAACUGUAACUUUAAGCCUCUGAGUGAGAUACAAUCAAAAGAAUCAGAUCAGCAGAAACAAUAAGAAGUGUACAUGAAUCGUGAUCAAAUUGAAAUCAUGAUCUGGCUCCAAGAAAACUGAUUUGAAAACUUUUGCCAUGUCGCCCACCCCUACCUCACUGUUAUUUUAUCUACAUGUAUUGCAAAUCAUGGACAAGAACUGAUUCAAGCAACUUAUUUGUGUUGUGAAUUAUAAAUUGUAAGUUCAGAUUUGCCCAUUAACUCAUCAGAAGACGCAUAAGUAUUUAGAUCAUUUUAGAUUUUGAGAUAUUUAGUCAAGUCUUAAUACAAACUUUGGAGUCUUACCUAAAUAUUACAGUGUGUAUUACAGUCAGAAGCUACUGGUCAAUCCUGGAGUCACUACUCAAAUCAGCCUGAAUUUCUCAAACUGCUUUUUAUUAAAUGUUUUUUAAAGUAUUUAUUGAGGUUACUGACUAGCUCCAAAACCACUUUAUAACAUACAUAACACUUAAAAUGUAUCUCUGCAUGUACGCCUGUCACAAUAACAAAUUUUGAAGCACGGUGCUACAGAGAAAUACUACAAUAAAUCAUAAUUCUGAACCGACUUUAUGCCUCUGACACAAAGAUCAUUCUCAAUAAAUUAAUUUUAAAAUAUACAGUAACGUUAAAAGGCCUGAGCUGCAACAAAUAAACAGCAGAGUGAAGCAAUAAUUAGCCAUAAAAGUUAUUUAUUCAACGCUCUACAGCUUAAAUCUCAUCGUAUUACAGCAAAAAUAACAAAAAAUCUCCCCAUUAUUGUCCCCACGAUAAAGAUUGUGCCCAAAAAUAUAUUGUUGCAGCUUCCAUGUAUUGAACGAUAAGUUGAUGUAGUACCGGAAAAUUACCACGACAGGCCGAUCUGUAAACUAAACGUGCAUGUUAACUAUUUUAUGCUAAUUUGUGAACUUGCUUCUAUCCACGUUUCUAUUUUGUUUUGUGUCUUUUGAAUGUGAGUCGUCCCUCUCCAUCUACGUCUCCUUCCACUUCCCAUGUUGAACUUGACUGUAUAUGUUCUGAUUUAUGUAAGGUUACUGUCAAAGCAUUGAUAAUCUGUCACUUAAACACAUCCAGAUCAGAGCUGUAAAAAGAUGAGGUUAUAAACUUCAAUUAUCCCUUGGGCAAGGUCAUUCACCAAGAACAUGUUCUUUGCAACGCUUUCACUACAUUUUGUUAAAUAUUAUGGAUUCCACGUAUUUUUCUUGGAUCCAGGCUGACUACAAAUGGCUAAGCUCGUUAUAUAAUAGAUUGCAGCUAUUUAAACUGCUAUUAUAACUCUAUACAUCACAGUUUAAACUUGCAAAUAUGCACAAAUAGCCUCAGGAAGGGCUGUUUUGAAUGAUUUAUCUAAUCAGUAUUCUUCAAAGGAGUCACACUGGCCCUGUAGCAUGGUUUAAUUAUAUAGCUACAUGCUUAUUUAUAGGAACGUCUUUUUACAGCAGCAGCCUCUACCCAUGUGUCACCUGUACAUACUGAGUGCAUGUUAAAAUUUCACACUGCACUGGUUUUGACUCUGCAGUGUUCAAAGGCACAAAGCUACAUUGUACCGCCACCAUCCUGCUACUGGGUCUGUUUCAUUUGUGACUAUAUAAGACACCACAUUUUAUUGAGUGAUUUUAAUAUUUAUGUUUUAAUCAUGCCAUUGUCAAGUGGUGAAUUUAUUCUCAAAGGACUGAAUAUAUUUAAAAGCCAAAGAAAAGCUUUGUUUUAAGAAAAUGUCAGAUCAAAGUAAGAUUGUAACCUUGGUUUAAACUGGUCUUUGAUUUUAUAUAUUUUUUUUUAAAUCCUUCUUUUUGUUAUUUUAUGCUGUGGGUUUUGCCAAGCAAAAUCAAUUUAACAUGCAAUAUGUAUAUUGUUUUGAGUCUUAUCUCUUCUGCUCCGUUACUUCCAGCUUCAUUGCAUGUAUUUCAAUAUCCAGGUGUGUGUGUUAUCAAAAGAUAUAUAUCUGUAGUAUGUAUAUGUAUGUUUUUUAUCCUGCCACUAUAGGCCAAAAAAAGCAGCUUUAAUAGAUUUUAUUUAACUUUUAGAUACUAGUCUUUAUAUGAAAAGUUUACAGUCAGGCCUUUGAGUGAAAACUUUCCUGGAACAGGAAAAAGCCGUGUGCUGGCAUCAAAUAAGGACUGGGUGUUUUGGAGCAGAAGAACAUUUACUUUAGUUGAAAAGUGUUAAAAUGUGCAAUGUGAUUCACAGCCAAAAUAUGUAUUUAAAUUUGUGACCGUGACACAUGGCUUCACUUUUGUUGUUUGCUUUGACUUUUGCCAUUGGCCAAAACACAUUUUUCUUGUACUGCAUGCACACAUUCAAACCAAACUGAUAAACACUGACGAUGUACCAGAACAAAGAGCCAUAUUCGAAGCAAACUAUUUGUUAUGUUUUACGUUUGUUAUUAUGUUGUGUUACCCAAUGUUUUAGUGCCAUGUUUUGCCUGCUUCCAACAAGCAAUACAAAAUACAAACUCUGUCUAAGUUUGUUAUUUCUUGUAUCAUCGUUUAAAGUGAAUGAAUGUCUUGAAUUAUAUUUAAAGUUUUACAUUUCAUUUUGAGCUACUGUCACAGCAGUGUCUUUGUGUGAGCGUGCAGAUUGUGGACAUUAAACAUGAUUUAAAGGCUUAAAAA